Molecule: messenger RNA, 1452 nt
Organism: Manihot esculenta (cassava)
Lineage: Eukaryota; Viridiplantae; Streptophyta; Magnoliopsida; Malpighiales; Euphorbiaceae
Product: sec-independent protein translocase protein TATC, chloroplastic
Exons: 4
Coding region: 170-1261 (363 amino acids)
Biological process (GO): protein transport by the Tat complex; intracellular protein transmembrane transport
Cellular component (GO): TAT protein transport complex; membrane
Molecular function (GO): proton motive force dependent protein transmembrane transporter activity
Source: RefSeq, a predicted model, not a curated record
UCAUCUAAGCUAAAAUGCGCCUUGUCCAAAAAAUCUAAAAUUAUCGGCAGCCAACGAGUGCCAAGCCAAUAUUCACCACCGAUCACAUUGGCCCGCUACUAAAGCUAACGGCGACCGAUUUUUAUUCUAUUUUUUGAACUGAAAAUCAAAAUAACAGAGGUAGAGAGAGAUGGGAAGUACGAGCAUCGCUCUCUUCCCUCACUUACGGUUCCAUGGUUGCUUCUGUAAGCGCUUCCUUUCUAUUAGAAACCAGCAGCAGCAGCAACAACAACAACAACAACUGGCUUCUUCGUCAUCCAGGAGACGGAGGUUGAGAUUCGGUAGUUUGCGGAGCACUACACGUUUCAGUAGAGUCGCUUGUUUCGCUGCUGUUGACGAUGAUAUCGGCGAGAAGCAGCCGGAGUCACCUUCUACCAGCUCUACUACUAGUGGAGGUGUUGGCUCGGCUCUUGAGGAUAGGCCUGAUAUGCCUGACAGCUCACUAGAAAACUUUGCUCAAAAUACUGAAGGAAGUGCACUUUAUGAUUUCUUGUAUCCCAGUAAAGAGCUCCUUCCCGAUGAUAAAGAAAUGAGUAUAUUUGAUCAUCUUGAAGAACUACGUCAGAGAAUAUUUGUGUCAGUUUUGGCUGUUGGAGCUGCUAUCUUGGGAUGCUUUGCAUUUUCAAAAGAACUUAUUAUGGUUCUUGAAGCUCCUGUUAAAGCACAGGGUGUACGCUUUCUGCAACUAGCUCCAGGAGAGUUUUUCUUUACAACAUUGAAGGUAUCAGGAUACUGUGGCCUUCUUUUGGGAAGCCCAGUUAUCCUUUAUGAGAUUAUAGCCUUCGUUCUUCCAGGUUUAACAAGAUCAGAAAGAAGGUUCUUGGGGCCAAUUGUUUUAGGCUCCUCAGUACUCUUUUAUGCUGGAAUUGUCUUCUCCUAUUUGGUUCUGACUCCAGCAGCGUUAAAUUUUUUUGUUAGCUAUGCAGAAGGAGCUGUGGAAUCUUUAUGGUCUAUUGACCAAUACUUUGAGUUUGUGCUUGUGCUCAUGUUCAGCACAGGUCUGUCUUUUCAGGUUCCUGUUAUACAAGUUCUACUUGGACAAGUGGGUCUAGUGUCAGGGGACCAAAUGCUGUCAAUUUGGAGAUAUGUGGUUGUCGGGGCAGUUGUUGCAGCUGCUGUACUCACUCCAUCAACUGAUCCUCUUACUCAGGUGCUUUUAGCGGCACCUCUUCUGGGUCUUUAUUUGGGUGGUGCGUGGAUGGUCAAGCUCACUGGCCGAUGACUUGUUUUCACAUAGAGGAUUUGUUCUCAGUGAUUAGUGCAUGUAAAAAGGGCCUGACUGGCCUUUGUAUAUUUGGCCAAAGGAUGUAAAUCUGUAAUAUAUUGCUAAAUUUAAGUUAUCCAUGUAAAAUUCGACAAAGAAACAAGGCUAUCCAUAUAAAAAACAAUAAGUGUGAUGCUUCUUGAAAUCAA